Messenger RNA from Leptonychotes weddellii (Weddell seal), 3759 nucleotides. It is a transcript of the gene CYP2U1, whose product is annotated as cytochrome P450 family 2 subfamily U member 1. Lineage: Eukaryota; Metazoa; Chordata; Mammalia; Carnivora; Phocidae. Gene Ontology annotation, biological process: xenobiotic metabolic process. The record is from RefSeq and is a predicted model, not a curated record. Gene Ontology annotation, cellular component: intracellular membrane-bounded organelle; cytoplasm. Gene Ontology annotation, molecular function: steroid hydroxylase activity; iron ion binding; heme binding.
GAGGCUGCGGACGCCGGCGCACAGGCCAUGGCCUCCCCCGGGCUGCCAGAGCCCCCCGCCGAGGGCUCGCCCUGGCCUCUGCGCCUGCUGCACGCCCCUCCCGGGCUGCUGCGGCUGGACCCCACCGGCGGCGCGCUGUUGCUCCUCAGCCUCGCGGCGCUGCUCGGCUGGAGCUGGCGGUGGCGGCAUCGGGCGCGGGGCAUCCCCCCUGGGCCCACGCCCUGGCCCGUAGUGGGCAACUUCGGCUUCGGGCUGCUGCCUCGGUUCCUCCGACGGAAGAGUUGGCUGCACCGCCAGGCGAGGGCCGCAGGAAUGGAGCCCUCGGCCCUGAACCCGCAGAUGUUCCUGGCCGACCUGGCCCGCGUGUACGGCAACGUCUUCAGCUUCUUCGUUGGCCGCUACCUGGUGGUGGUCCUCAGCGACUUCCACAGCGUGCGCGAGGCGCUGGUGCAGCAGGCCGAGAUCUUUAGCGACCGCCCGCGGGUGCCGCUCGUCUCCCUCGUAACCAAGGAGAAGGGGAUUGUAUUCGCACAUUACGGUCCUGUCUGGAGACAACAGAGGAAGUUCUCGCAUUCAACUCUUCGUCAUUUUGGCUUGGGAAAGCUGAGCUUGGAGCCCAAGAUUAUUGAAGAGUUUAAAUAUGUGAAGGAGGAAAUGCAGAAGCAUGGAGAAGACCCCUUCAACCCUUUCCCCAUUAUCAACAAUGCCGUCUCUAACAUCAUUUGCUCCCUGUGCUUUGGCCAGCGCUUUGACUACACCAAUAGUGAGUUUAAGAAAAUGCUCGGUCUUAUGUCACGAGCCUUAGAAAUCUGUCUGAACACCCAGCUCCUCCUGGUCAACAUAUGCCCCUGGCUUUAUUAUCUUCCCUUUGGACCAUUUAAGGAAUUAAGACAAAUCGAAAAGGAUAUUACCACUUUCCUUAAAAAAAUCAUCAGAGACCAUCGAGAGUCUCUGGAUGUAGAGAACCCUCAGGACUUCAUAGACAUGUACCUUCUCCACGUGGAGGAGGAGAAAAAAAAUAACAGCAAUAGUAGCUUUAAUGAAGAUUACUUAUUUUAUAUCAUUGGUGAUCUCUUCAUUGCUGGAACUGAUACCACAACUAACUCCUUGCUUUGGUGCCUUCUGUAUAUGUCACUGAACCCCGACAUACAAGAAAAGGUUCAGGAAGAAAUUGAAAGGGUCAUUGGUGCUGACAGAGUCCCUUCCCUCACUGACAAGGCCCAGAUGCCCUACACGGAAGCCACCAUCAUGGAGGUCCAGAGGCUGACGGCGGUGGUGCCGCUUGCCAUUCCUCACAUGACCUCGGAGAAAACAGUGCUCCAAGGAUAUAGUAUUCCUAAAGGCACAGUGAUAUUACCCAACUUGUGGUCAGUACACAGAGACCCAGCCACUUGGGAGAAACCAGAUGAUUUCUACCCUAAUCGAUUUCUGGAUGAUCAAGGACAACUUAUUAAAAAAGAAACAUUUAUUCCUUUUGGGAUAGGGAAGCGGGUGUGUAUGGGAGAACAACUGGCCAAGAUGGAAUUAUUUCUGAUGUUUGUGAGCCUAAUGCAGAGUUUCACAUUUGCUUUACCCAAGAAUUCUAAGAAGCCCAUCCUGACUGGAAGAUAUGGUUUAACUCUAGCCCCACACCCAUUUAAUAUAAUCAUUUCAAAGAGAUAACACGUCCAAGAAGAGAAUGUAAAUACAUUUCCUCCUCAGCAGAUUCUUCCUUCUGCAGUUGACGGCAGACCCAGCAACUCAGUGGCCCCAGGUUAGGUUCAGAUGAGAGGGAGACCAGAAUGUGGAUGGAGCUUGCAUCUUGGAAGAUUCCUCAGCAGGACACUUCCGUCACUUUAGUGACGCCCGUCUGUGACUUAGGGGAUGGGGACCCGAGUGCCAGCUCGGGAAGCAGGAGAUCUGGAUUUUAUCCCCCGUGGCUUCCACCAGUGAACAUUCCUCCUCAUCACUCAGUGCCUCAGUCAUUCCGUGUGUCAAAUGAGUUUAAGAAAACGUGCCUUCUCUCCUCUCUCAGCACUAAGGAAGGUCAAAUGCCGCAUGUCUUUCCUGACAUCACCAAAACACUGUUAAGUACUGAAGAAGCCGAAGGAGGACCCACAAGCUCAAGACCUAUGACAGCACGAAAGUGGGGUUCCGACUUGAACACUUUGCCAGAGAAAGAUGUGGGUUUCAGUCAUGACGAGUUAGAGCUUUUCUCUGCACAGAUCCUAUGUUGGUCUUGGGAGGGGGGAGGCUUGUUCUGUAGCUGUUAUCUUUUCAUUUUUGAUGUAGUUUUUUACAUUUUGUAGACACAGACUCAAGUGCCCUUGUCGGGUAUGGAGAGGGGAACCUGUUGUUUGAAUGUGUGUGUCUGUCUUCUGUUUCAACUGCAGCCACAGUGAGGCUUGGCUGAAGAAGAGGCUUCGUGGCUCCGAGUCCCUCUCUGCUGAGCUGCUUGCAGACAUACAGCUCUGCCUUUCCACUUGAGCCCUGAACCAUGAGCUUGGGAAUUCUGAUACUGGGAUUCCUCGGGAAGGAUUCAGGCUAUGGUUCUCUCUCUCUCUCUCUUGCACGGGCUCCGUACGUCUCUCACCUUAGUACCUCGCAGAGACACAGAGGCAUUCUUAAUCUUGUUAAGAGACCUACAUCGUUCCUUAAUAAAGACGGUCCCUUCAGAAGAGCAGUUCUCAAAAAAGGCACUGACCCCUUUCAGGGGGUAUUUGGAAAUGUGUAAGUGCAUCUUCGGUUGUCACAACGAUGAUGGAGCUAUUGGCCUUUUGCUGCGUGCAGCCAGGAUGCUGUGUCUGAGCAGACCUGUACCCAGAGGAAUAAUCCUGCCUACUACUCUGCCAGUAUUUCCCCCAAUGAGGGCAUGCUCCAAAGAAUGACCAGCCCUCUCCUGGAUUCUCCCAUAGUGCUCCUGAUAGAGAAGUAACCACGAUAAUAAGAUGUGCACCCACAGUUUGGAGCCUUCCCUCCUGCGGGCACCAUACUUAGUGCUUGCCUUGUAUGCCUACAUCAUUCUUACAGAAACUCUAUUAAGAAGACAUUAUUUGUAGCUGACAGAGCUGAGCGUCAGAGAAGUGAAGGUACCUAGUUAGAAGGUCCCGUUGUUCAUUUCAGACCUACCAGUCCUCGUGACUGGAGAGUUCUCUCCUUACCACUGCCCUGUAUUGCUGUCAUCUGAUCCCAUGGGAGUCUACUGGGCGUUUUCAGUGCAGAUGGAUGAGGUACAGGCAGAUCUCUAGGUGCCUUGAGGACUUUCGUCAACUAAAAAAAAAACAAAAACAGAAAACCAAACCAAAUAAACUAACUGCCCAGGAAUUGUGAGCAAAUGGAGUGGUUGUCUAGAUUUGUGAUGAGAUGAUGGUGUGUGGUUACACUGUACCUUGAGCAGGACAGUUUGUUCCUCAGCUGGAAUUUUAUAUGUUUUUGCAUUGCCCUAAUAAUUUGGCAUUAGCAAGUUUAUUACUCCUUAAUUUAUACAUACAUUUUCAACAUUCCUAACUGAGCAGUUUGUAGCUUGCUUGAAAAAAACAAACAAACCUGUUCUGUGAGAUUCUGUUGAAAUCAGAUGUUCAUUAAACUCUUCAAUAUAAUGCCUCAGACUGUAGCACUUUAAAAACAUCUUUAUAUGGUAAAUCACUGAAAGGACCGUUAAUGCUGUCCUUGUAUAUGUUGGCAUUUUAUGAUUUUGUACCUUAUGAUUUAUUUGAAGUGUAAAAAUCAUAAUACUUUGUUUUAUAUAUCUUCCUAAUGCCUAAUUUUUAAUCCUCAUCU